AUGCUCAUCAAGGAGUACCGCAUCCCCAUGCCCAUGAGUGUGGAGGAGUACCGCAUCGCUCAGCUCUACAUGAUCCAGAAGAAGAGCCGUGAGGAGAGCUGCGGUGAGGGCAGCGGGGUGGAGAUCAUGGAGAACAAGCCUUACACAGACGGACCCGGGGGCGCGGGCCAGUACACGCACAAGGUCUACCACAUCGGCAUGCACAUCCCCAGCUGGUUCCGCUCCAUCCUGCCCAAAGCAGCGCUGCGGGUGGAGGAGGAAUCCUGGAACGCCUACCCCUACACGCGCACCAGAUACACCUGCCCAUUUGUGGAGAAGUUUUCCAUUGACAUUGAGACGUACUACAAACCGGACACAGGGAACCAGGUCGACGUGUUUAACAUGUCUGCAGUGGAUAAAAGGCAGCGGACUAUCGAUCCCAUUGACAUAGUAACAGACCCCAUCGCUGCUCAUGAGUACAAAGUGGAGGAGGACCCACGGCUCUACAAAUCUGCCAAGACCCAGAGAGGCCCGCUACAGGACGACUGGAUCGAGGAGUGCAACAAUAACCCUGGGAGUACCCCCGUCAUGUGUGCCUACAAACUGUGUAAGGUGGAGUUCAGAUACUGGGGAAUGCAGUCCAAGAUUGAGCGUUUCAUCCAUGACGUUGGCCUCCGUAAGGUGAUGGUGCGCGCCCACCGGCAGGCCUGGUGCUGGCAGGACGAGUGGUAUGGUCUGACCAUGGAGGACAUCCGGCAGCUGGAGCUGGAGACGCAGCUGGCUUUGGCCUCGAGGAUGGCUCAGUUCUGUCAGGCAGAGGAGGCCACUGAGGCUAACGGAGGAGCAGCCUCUCCAGACAAGGAGCAAGAGGCCAAGGAGGCAAUCAGCAGCAUCGAGGCUGAGGAGGUGGUUGUCAACGCUGGGGACACACUGCAGCCCAGAGGGGUCCUGACCAAGCAGUGGUCCACCUCUUCCAGGUCGUCCCGCUCCUCCAAGAGGGGAGUGAGCCCUUCCCGCCACAGUCUAUCCGAGUGGCGCAUGCAGAGUAUCGCCCGGGACUCCGAGGACAGCUCCGACGAGGAGUUCUUCGACGCACACGAGGACCUGUCUGACGGAGAGGAGGUCUUCCCAAAGGAGAUCACAAAGUGGAACUCCAACGACCUGAUGGACAAGAUGGAGGCUGUGGACACGGACGAUGCUCCUGGUGAACUGUUCCAGGAGAUGUCUGUGGACUACGAGAACACCAUCAGUGAAGAGAGGGUGGCUGAGAUGCGUGCCUCUCUUAUUGGCCAAGCCGAUAGCUCCCCCAUCCCCACCAUCACGGUAACAGAGAGUGCGUCGCAGCAGAGCCUCCAGCCCUCAAAGAUCCACGUGUUGAUCCUGGUGCUUCACGGAGGCAACAUCCUGGACACGGGAGGCGGUGAGCAGAGCGGCAAACAGGCCGACAUCAACACCAUCACCACUGCCUUCGACGCCGUCAUGAGGGUGCACUACCCUGCUGCCCUGGGACGCAUCGCCCUCCGCCUGGUGCCCUGCCCCCCCAUCUGCGCCGAGGCCUUCAGUCUGGUCUCCAACCUGAGCCCCUACAGCUACGACGAGGGCUGUCUGUCCAGCAGCCAGGACCAUAUCCCCCUGGCCGCUCUGCCCUUGCUGGCCACCUCCUCCCCGACGUAUCAGGAUGCCGUGGUCACAGUCAUCGCCCGGGCCAACCAGGCCUACGCAGACUUCCUCAAGUCCCUGGAGGGAGCCACCUUCUCAGGGCAGGUUUGUCUGAUUGGGGACUGUGUUGGUGGAAUCCUGGGCUUCGACGCUCUCUGCAGCAGUAACCACGCAGUGAACGAGAGCCAGAACAGCAGCCGCAGAGGCAGUGUGGUCAGCGUACAGGACCAAGACCUGUUGUCUCCAGGCAUCAUCGUGAACUGUGGAUCCUCCUCGCCCACACUAGAGGGCAGCAGACACCUGAGCCGCAGUAACAUUGACAUCCCCCGCAACAGCGCCGGGGAGGAGAAGAAGCCCCUGUGCCGCAAGAGGAGCGACUCGUCCACGUACGAGCUGGACACCAUCAAGCAGCACCACGCCUUCCUCUCCAGCCUCCACUCCAGCGUUCUACGCUCGGACGCCGUGUCACGCCGCUCGAGCAGUAGCACCAUGCUGGAUGGCACCUCUCUGGGGAAGUUUGACUUCGAGGUCACAGAUUUCUUCCUGUUCGGCUCUCCUCUGGGGCUAGUGCUGGCCCUACGCAAAACAGUCAUUCCAAUGCUGGACGUGGCCCAGCUGCGGCCCGCCUGUCAGCAGGUCUAUAACCUGUUCCACCCGGCCGACCCGUCCGCCUCUCGUCUGGAGCCUCUGCUGGAGAAGAAGUUCCACCUCCUGCCUCCCUUCAACGUGCCCCGAUAUCAGCGCUUCCCCCUGGGAGACGGAAACUCCGCUCUGCUGGUGGAGACAGUGCAGAGCCACGCGCCCCUCCUGCUGGACAGUGGACCGCCGCUGUCCCUGCGCUGUCCGGAGACCAUCAGUGAGACGUGCAUCCCUGUGCCCGUGCUCAGCUGGCAGGAUGGCCUCCUCAAAGCCAUGCCCACCACCCCAGAGUCAGACGUUGUUCAGUCUCAUGGUGGUGUCUUCAUGGACAGUUCGUACCCCUCGUCCCCCAUCACGGGCCCCCUGUCCCGGGGCCAGCGGAGGGCCAGUGAGGUCAGCAUUGCCAGCCAGGUCUCAGGAAUGGCAGACAGUUACACUGCCACCAACAUAGCCAACACUGCUGAAGCCAUAAUCCCCAAGUCCAAAAGCUCCAGUCUGUUGUCCCAGCUCGCCCUGACCUCCCAAAUGUCAUUCCGCCUAAAAGCCCCUCCAAAGUCCCGUAAGAAAGCCCCAGAUCCAGCCCCCAUAAAACCUGAACCGGAGCUGGAGGCUGAGGAGGAGCAGAGCCUGGAGGGGGAGUGUGAGGGGGAGAGCUGCCUGUCCGCAGGGCUGGACUGUGCCAUAUCAGACCUGGUGUCUCUGGACUCUCAGGCUGAAGUGGACCAAGUUGCAGCUCGAUGGUGGGGCACAAAGCGUCUGGACUUUGCGCUGUACUGCCCGGACGCACUGACGGCCUUCCCCACGGUGGCUCUGCCUCAUCUGUUCCAUGCCUCGUACUGGGAAUCCACCGAUGUCGUGUCCUUCCUCCUCAGACAGGUGAUGCGACAUGAGAACUCCAGUAUCCUGGAGCUGGACGGUAAGGAAGUGUCUGAAUUCACUCCGUCCAAACCGCGGGAAAAGUGGCUCCGGAAGAGAACCCACGUCAAGAUAAGGAACGUGACGGCGAACCACCGCAUGAACGACGCCGUGUUCCCAGAGGACGGGCCCCAGGUGCUGAGCGGCCGCUUCAUGUACGGGCCCCUGGACAUGGUCACGCUGGCCGGAGAGAAGGUGGACCUCCACAUCAUGGCGCAGCCCCCUUCUGGAGAGUGGUUGUACUUCAGCACUGAGGUCACCAACAGCAGCGGCAGAGUCUCCUUCACCCUCCCUGAAGACAAGCGGCUGGGGAUCGGAGUCUACCCGGUCAAAAUGGUCGUGAGAGGGGACCACACGUCCGCUGACAGCUACCUGACGGUAGUUCCUCGUGGCACAGAGUUCGUGGUCUUCAGCAUCGACGGCUCGUUUGCGGCCAGUGUCUCCAUCAUGGGCUCGGACCCCAAAGUGCGCGCGGGGGCCGUGGACGUGGUCAGGCACUGGCAGGACCUGGGCUACAUGAUCAUCUACGUGACUGGUCGCCCCGACAUGCAGAAGCAGCGGGUGGUGGCCUGGCUCUCGCAGCACAACUUCCCCCACGGCAUCGUGUCCUUCUGCGACGGCCUGGUGCACGACCCACUGCGGCACAAGGCCAACUUCCUCAAAACUCUGACUGAGACUCGCAUGAAGAUUUUUGCCGGUUACGGUUCAACCAAAGACAUUUCAGUCUACAGCUCCAUUGGCCUGCUCCCCUCCAACAUCUACAUAGUGGGCCGACCCACCAAGAAGAUGCAGCAGCAGUGCCAGUUCAUCACAGAGGGAUACGCCGCUCACCUGUCGCAGCUGGAGUUCUCUCACCGCUCGCGCCCGCCCAAGUCCAGCAGCACGCGCCUGGUCCUGAGGAAGAGCAGCUUUGGCCUCAGCACCAACAGCGACUUUCUGAGGAAGAGGAACCACCUGUUGCGGACCAUCUCCUCGCAGCCCCCACCCACCUCCCCCACAGCCCCCGUGCACAGCCACACCCGCCCCGAGCGCACGCAGAGCCAGUCGGACAGCGAACGAGCCGCACACCACAGCCACCAGGGGGCGACGCAGCGCAGCAUGAGCAUCACCGCUAACUGCUGGGGCCGCAGCGCUAGCACCAGAGUGGAGCCCGCGCUGUUCAGCCCCAAGUGA
This is a messenger RNA of Knipowitschia caucasica, 4365 nucleotides long. Lineage: Eukaryota; Metazoa; Chordata; Actinopteri; Gobiiformes; Gobiidae. The record is from the annotation of a GenBank genome assembly.